Penicillium subrubescens is the source of this 1296-nucleotide messenger RNA. RefSeq lists its product as uncharacterized. Gene Ontology annotation, biological process: regulation of DNA-templated transcription. Gene Ontology annotation, cellular component: nucleus. Lineage: Eukaryota; Fungi; Ascomycota; Eurotiomycetes; Eurotiales; Aspergillaceae. Gene Ontology annotation, molecular function: transcription cis-regulatory region binding; DNA-binding transcription factor activity, RNA polymerase II-specific. The coding region runs from base 1 to 1296 and encodes 431 amino acids. The transcript has 3 exons. The record is from RefSeq and is a predicted model, not a curated record.
AUGACAACCUGGUAUCUGCGGCAGAAUAGACCUUUCCUGUUCCAAGCCAUCCACACAGUGACCACCUUCUCAACACAAGAAAGGCUACCUAAAAUUGAAGAGUUGAAGCAUGUUUUAUUCACAUCAGCUCUGCUUGAAGUCCAGUCAAACAUUGACCUGUUGCAGGGACUGUUGACGUAUUUAACAUGGAGCACGGAUGCUUUCCUCGGCAGAGCAGACCUUCUUUCGCGACUCAUGAUGCUCGCCAUUUCACUUGUAUAUGAUUUGCGAUUGUUUAAGCCGUCCUCGAAAGAUGUGGAAGUUAUGAUGACGAUCACCCAAGGGCGGGCUGAUGACAAUAGCCAGAGCCCGGCUGAUAAAACGCCCCAUGAGUUAUUGGAAAGGCAGCGGGCAGUACUGGCAUGUUUUAUACUGAGUUCCAAUAUCUCGUCCCAUCUUGGGCGUCAAGAUGCCUUACGAUGGACGCCACAAACAGAGGACGCGCUUCGACUCAUUGCCAUGAGUAAACCAUGCCACUCAGAUGAGUUAUUCGUAUCUCAAGUCCGGUUACAGUUGUUAAAGCAAAGAGCGGAGGAUAUCCGGCGUCAAGACGAAGCAGAUUACCUUUCCACGGGAUCAACACCCUUGGCAUCGGCUCCUCGUUUAUUCUAUAUUAAAGCUCUGCGAAGACAACUGCAAGAGCUCCGCGCAUCAUUCCGGCCAGACCAUCCCCAUAUUGACUCACUUGCUUUGCAUCCAUCUGGACAAAGGAAUGACGGUGGGAUCAAUUUGGGACUCGAACGUUUCGAGUGUUUAUGGCUAUCAGUUGAGAACAUCAAGUCAUGGCUGAAGAGUUUCUACAAAAUCCCCUGCUCGAAACUUGUCGGCCAACCUUUUCAUUUUUGGUCGCAAAUGAUUCUAAGUAUCACGCUCUUGAAAUAUCUCUCAACCCUGAAAGACCCAGAAUGGGACUGCCAGGUGGUGCGCAGCACAGUCGAUCUGAUUCCAACCAUCGAUGCCAUGCUGCAGAGAAUUGAAAUGAGUAGCAAGGAGCCGGAACUUCAGUGCAACGACCACCUACUAAAAUAUCUAUCGAAGCUUUUGAACAGAUGUCGCAUGUGGGCUGAACCUCGGUGGCACCUCACGUCUCAGGUACAAGAUGUAGAGACCAGGAUGUCUCGGAAUGUCAACCCUGACACCAUCUCACACAAUUACCAUGUGCCUGAUCUUGACCAAAUGACCUGGAUGCAGUCGAUGGACUUGGGGAAUGAGCAGUGGUUUGAAGAUGUACUAGGCAUGCCUGCGACAACGUACUGA